AUCUCCAGAGGAACAAGAAAAGCUUAGGAUUGAAAGGGAAAGGACGAGCUUGUAUUAUGGAUGCUUCAAUGCUUCUACUCUCUCAGCUCCAAAACCCAUCGAUCAGGAUAUGCUUUCUAUUGAAGAUUAUUUGGCUUUAAAAGGAGCAAAGAUGGUUUGCAUAGUGAGUAUCGGACAAAAAAAAUGUGCUAAAUUAACUCGAGAAGGAGUUCAUGUGAUGAGGGGGUUAGUUGCUGCCAUUGAGAAUGAGGUGGUUCAGGCGAAUAUAAGAGAAGUUAUCCGAUUGGAUGAUGUUGAGGUCAAUGAUAUGAGAGUUGACUGGAAGGAGAAUGACGAGAUUCUAAUAGUCAAUGCCACUGAUUCGCAGUGUGACAACCUCCUACGAUCCUUUAUAGACCUCAGGCAUCAUCUAUGUGGGUCUAAACUAGGGCUCGUUCCAGAUGACCUCAAGCAUCUCUUGAGGUAUAUGAGCAAAGUGGGUCGUGUAAGGGAAAGCCAUGAAUUUAUCAUGCAUCACCCUGCACUAUGGAACGAGAUAUUCGUUGAAAAGAUGGUGUUAAGUCUAGAUAUUAACAAUUCAGUUUCGGUGCCUAAACAAUUCACAAAAUCAUUUUCUUGGAAAACAGAGUUUGAGAAUUUGGUUAUCAAAAACCCCGCACUCAAUCAAAAUGGCUUUUAUUUAGCCAUAAAAAAAAUUUGGGCUAACACUACUCAUGGCUUUAAAUGUAGCGAUGAUAUAGGAGGUUUUUUACACUUUAUGAGGAACAUUUUUACUCAUAUUUAUGAUCAACUAACUGGAAAUAUAAAGUAUCUCGCUAAAUCCCAUCAAGCCAGUGCAAUUUGGGAGUUCAUGCAUGCAUUUAAACCGGACUUUUUGUGCAUUCUCUACUCAAGCAUCUUCUACGAUCCCAACUUUCGACGAUAUUUCACUCCAUUGAUGUGAGGAAUGAGCAUUUUUGGUGGGGAGAUCAUCUCAAGAUGUGAUUUAGGGAAGGCUGCUUUUGUGACAUAAUCUAUGACGCAGUUUGAUUUAGGACCUGGUUUGUUGUAACAAGAGAAACAAGACGUUUUAACUAUAACAGUAUGUUGUUAUUAAGGCUAAUUAGGCUAUGCAACUUUAAAGCAUGCCUUUAACUAUGCUUGGUGUCUUUAAGGUUCUGCACACCUUUAAAAGCAUUUCCAGUGCUGGCUUUUUGGGUUUUUUAUAUUUAUAUCAAAUCUAACGCUGAUUUUGUUCAAUCCUUUCCAAAUUGGCUCCACAAAAUUUGCCCAGGAUUCAUUUCACUAUCGUCAAUAAUGGAGAUUUGAUGAUUCAACCAUGUAUCUAUUAUCCGAUAUUAUCCGAGUGUGAUAACCAUCUCUCUCCAAUUCUCGAUUCACAAAAAGUGUUCAUUGAUAACAUCGCUGAUGGAUAAUACGGAGUACUGUAAUUUGUAAUUAGGUUUGCUGCACCAUCAAAAGUAUGUGUGCCUAUAUCAAAGUUGGGAACAAACAAGUCCAGUAAGCAUUUCAAAUAUGCAGAAGAAAUUGAGGAAGAAGAAGCAAGGAGGCAAAACAUUAGUGUAGAAUGUAGAAUUGAAUAGGUUUUCAUGUAUGUCAAUAGCAAUUGUCCUUCAUGUAAUUUUAGAGAUUUAUUUAUUAUGUACUGAAUCCGUUUUAAUAUCAAUU
Cuscuta campestris is the source of this 1668-nucleotide messenger RNA. Lineage: Eukaryota; Viridiplantae; Streptophyta; Magnoliopsida; Solanales; Convolvulaceae. The record is from the annotation of a GenBank genome assembly.